This is a messenger RNA of Manduca sexta (tobacco hornworm), 4162 nucleotides long. Its product is annotated as NAD kinase 2, mitochondrial-like. Gene Ontology annotation, biological process: NADP+ biosynthetic process; NAD+ metabolic process. The annotation marks the transcript as partial. Gene Ontology annotation, cellular component: mitochondrion. The transcript is spliced from 9 exons. Gene Ontology annotation, molecular function: NAD+ kinase activity. NCBI's taxonomy places the organism in Eukaryota, Metazoa, Arthropoda, Insecta, Lepidoptera, Sphingidae. The record is from RefSeq and is a predicted model, not a curated record.
UCUGAUGUCGUAAAACGUGUAAACAAGCUGUUAUGGUACAAUUUACAUCUUGUAAUAAAAUACAUUUUUCGCAGGCACAGCCACGACUACAUACCUGACGCGGAGCUGGAGAGGAUACUCCGAAAGCGAGGGUCUGACUUCGACACAAUGUUGUCGAACCACAGGCAGCAGAAGGCGUUCGAGGAAAAUGUAGCUACCAGCCUGAAGGAGAUGGGGCUGAAGGUCGAAAUGGCUAGCAGAUUAACAUAUAACGAAGACAUGAUCAAAUGGUGCGACGUGGUGGUGCCGUGCGGCGGCGACGGCACCUUCCUUCUAGCUGCUUCUAGAGUUAGAGACGCAAAUAAACCAGUGAUAGGCUUCAACAGCGCCCCGCACAAGUCGGUCGGGCGUCUCUGCCUACCCACUUGGUGUUCUAAUGACGUGAAGGGUGCGCUCCACGCUCUGAAGGAGGGCCGGUUCCGCUGGAUGCGCCGCUCGCGGAUACGCACCACCAUCACCUGCGAGCCGAAGCUGAUCGACACCAUCGCGCCUGUUGACCUGCACACGCUGCACUAUUGCAGAUAUCCUCCAGUGCCAAAUACAGAAGAGAACCAAGAAGCUAGAGCGUCACAGCCGAACAAUCCAGAACAAAACCCUAAACUCGCCACUAAAGUACUCCCGUAUUUGGCUCUCAAUGAGGUGUUCAUAGGCGAGAGCGUGACGUCACGAGUAUCCCUACUGAGGCUACAGAUCGACAACGGCCAGUGGACGCACACGAAGAGCUCCGGUCUGUGUGUCACCACGGGUACGGGAAGCACAUCAUGGCAUUUCAGUAUCAACUGUCUCCGUACACACUCCGUGCUGGAGCUGAUGAAGAUCUUGUCUGAAGACUUCGGCGUGAACCUGGACACUAGGUUGGAGAAGGCGCGCGAGGUCACCGAGAGAUACAACGAGAAACUCAUGUUUCCGCCAGACUCGGAGCAGCUGGCGUACUCGGUGCGCGAGUACAUAACGUUCGAGGAGUGGCCCGCGCCGCGCGGCCUGCGCGUGCGCGACCGCGCCGCCAGCGUGCAGGUCAAGAGCCACUGCAGCGACGCAGGUCUAGUGGUUGACGGUAGCGUCUCUUUCCCGUUCAAUGAUGGUACAGAAGCGCAACUCGAGAUCCACCCGGAAGACUCCCUGAUGACAGUGCACAUGGACGACGCCUUACCAUAUUGACUGUAGAAAAUUCCUAAAACUACAAAUCGUUUUGAAAUAACGAAUAAAUUUUAUCCUCAGAAUAAUAACAAGCAUAGAAGGAGUCUAAAUUGUCCGCAUAUACUUAUCCCAUUUUUUCAAAUAGGCCAAAACCGUUGAAAGAACGAGACAAAUAUUAUGUUGCUGAAAUCGACUUGUCGGCCAUUACGGUCACCUCUAUGAUGCCGAAUUAAAAAGCAAAUUAAUGUCAAUUGUUACAACUUGUCAACGCGCAAACACAAUUUAGUUACGUUAUACUUGUGCCAGAAGGAAUCGCAACAAAAUUAAUUUUUUUGCUGUCAAAGACGGUUUACACUCAAAUCUAUUAAUAUUACUUCUAUGCUUAUUAUUCUAAGAUUUUAUCAUAGUAAGACACGUACUCGAGCUGUCAUUACAGUCGACAUGACUUACAUUAAUGACUUAUUUUUUUACGGUAAUGACUCGUACAAGCUUGAGCAAUCAUUACAAAAUGUCUCAUGGGUUAAUGCUUGACGACUUAGUUUCUAACACAAUAUCAUAGUAUUUUUCGAUUGAGCUUUCGGAUAAUAUAAAAAUUGAAUUGAAUAUUAAUGGGUUUACGAAUUACAUCAAUUAUCAUUUCGUUGGUUCACUAUGACAAGGUCGUAUGUUAAUUUUUAUUUAUGUUGCAAAAAUGAUAUAUCAAAUGUUCAUUUUGGUAAAAAUCUGAAAAGAUAAUAACUUAUGGUUCCUCCUUGUUUAUUGUUCGGGAUUAUUGGAAACUUUUCACUGAAAAAAGACUUAAAAUUAUGUGAUUUAUAUAUUUCAAUUUGUACAUCAUAUAUAACAUAGAAGCUUGUAAUUGUGAAUCAGCGGUUUAUUUCAAAUAAUACGCAACAUUUUUUUUUUCUGCAUCUGUAAUUGAAAAAUACUAUAGCACUACGAUAUAUGUAAUAAUAUAUUAAAUAAAAGUUUUUAAGAAAUAGAAACGUUUCAAGAUUUAAAAUCAUAGAUUAUAAAUGUCUGUGACGCCCUUAUUGUUCAUUAUAGGUGUAAACACAUGUUACCAGCCUAAAAAAAUAAUAUUCCCAGGCCACAUUCAGUCAUUUAUGUCAACUGAUUGUGUGUAAUUAACAUGAGAUCUUAAUCCUUUUAGUUAUAAGAAUAGUUUUAUAUUGUCUUUAAUGGAUUGUUUUAAUUAUAAAUAGUUUAAUGUUAUUCAAAAGUGCCGUCAGCUUUAUUAUUGACUGACAUAGUUAAAACAUAUAGAAAAAUUUAACUUUACUGUUUAAGUGUGACUGCAAUCUAAUUAAAACUUUAUACGGUUUAGAAUUACGGAUAAUAUGGAAUCCAUAUUUUAAAUCACGAUAAUUUAUGCCUGGAUUUUAGUAUAAAAUAGGUUUUUUAGCUGGCAAUAUUAGAAUAAUAUGAGUGCUAUAUAACUUCCAAUUUAGUAGAAAAUAAUUAAUUGGCAACAAUUUACUUUGGGGACAGUUGAUAUCUGUAUAAGCUUGUUGCUGCAGUUUACAGAAAUAUAUUCGUUACUUAUAUUGAAAAUAAAAUAUUACAAAAUGUAACAGUGAAUAUGCCUUAAAUAUUUUGUAUUUCUCGUAGAAUAGAGUAAUGUGUCGUAGUAACUAUUUAAAAAUUUGCUUUAAUGAAUGCAGUGUUGGAAGUUGUUGGAAGAUAGACUUAAAGGUUUAGAAAUGAACAAAGGAAUUACAAUAUCGAAGUUCUUGUUAAUAAGAAAUGAACAGCUUUAACUAUACAAGUUAUUCGUUUUUACGUAUUUGAAUGUGUUUGCAAGUUAAAAUUAUCAUUUUACUGGCAUGUCUACAUUUUAAAGUCUAUGGUAGAAAUUGAAAGUAUUGAAAGUAUUUGCAAGAGAUAGUCUGUGAUUGGUUCGGGGAAGGUUUUCUUUUUAUUAUUUUAUUUUGUAAGAAUAAAAUUAGUAAGACUGAAGGUAUGUUUAGUUGAUAAGUAUCUUUUUGUAUUUGCUUUGUGUUUACAUAUUCGUUUUUAAUUUUAACAUACUAUUUUGUGUAUUGGUAAUAUGAAAUCUAAAAAGUAGUGCACAAUCAAUAGAUUAAAAUAAAUUAGAAUACCUGUCUAUGCCUUUAGAUAUCUGCAGAAAAUUACAAUUUUCCUAUACAAAUUUUCAUGCGAUUUUCAUCAAUGUGGUGCAAAUUUUCUCCAGAUAACUAAGAUAUAUUUCUGGACAUUCUACUAUUUCAUUUAUAUGAAUGGUUGUAAACGUAUUGAAUACCCAGUGAUUUGAAAGUGUUAACCUACUUGUAACAUCUUGCAUUCAAUUAUUUGUAUAUAAACAUCACACAAUAUUCCUAUUGCAUUAAUAGAAAAAUUUAAUAGAAAAAUAAUGCUAUCUGAUCAAGUAUCCAGAAUGAAUUGUUGAUCCUAUCUAAAGGAGCACGGUGCCUUUUCAUUGCUCCGUUCUACCGCGCACGUGGAAACUAUGGAAAGAACUCCCAGCAUCGGGCUUCCUCGAGUGUUAUGAAUUGUCCUUUAAAAGAGGCUUUAAAAGAGUGCUCACCUCCGGGUAGGCAACGGCUUGCAGUGCCUCUGGUUUUGCAAACUCCAAGCGAGUACCUUGCACGUUCAGUCAUUCAAACGUAUUAGAAAUUAUUCCCUCCUAGCCAAAUUUCAACCACAACAGCCAAUCUCAGCGGAGAACAGCCAGGUAUACAGGAGAGGAUGGAGAUGUGCGGCGGAUGCUGCAUACCAUCAGGCGAUUUUUAUUCGUCAGCUACCUCCGUGGAGAAUAUUUGUUUAUGCCAAUAAGUAGGUUGCUCAAUUCAUAGUACUGGUUAUAAUCUGAGUUCUGCGUUUACGACAUAGCUACAGUGUCCAUAUAACAAGCGAUAAUGUAGUAGUUAAUAUAUUUAUUGUUUGUAAAUAAAUUUUGUAGACUAUUUGUAUUUUGCAUUUGUACUGUUUAUUAUACAUCACAUGAAUAUAGAAAUGUUAUGGA